Molecule: messenger RNA, 270 nt
Organism: Triticum turgidum subsp. durum (durum wheat)
Lineage: Eukaryota; Viridiplantae; Streptophyta; Magnoliopsida; Poales; Poaceae
Source: the annotation of a GenBank genome assembly
AUGUUUUAUCUCAGAUGUGUAAAGGGAAAUAUAUUUGUUGACCCAAAAAUCACACUACACUGUUGCAAUUUCUCUGUCGAAAAGGUGCUAGAGGUACCGUGCAAGCAAGCAUGGCGACCGCGAUCAUGCUGCAGUGGCUGGGUAUAUCCCCUCCCGCUAGCUGAGGAUGGGCUCGAUGAUGGGGCUCCUACCCUUACACAGGUAUAUUCCCACAUUGAACUCGAUUAUUGCAAUGAUUGGGUUGAUUUGGACAUACUGUGCCUUGAAUGA